Megalobrama amblycephala (Wuchang bream) is the source of this 3347-nucleotide messenger RNA. RefSeq lists its product as uncharacterized. Lineage: Eukaryota; Metazoa; Chordata; Actinopteri; Cypriniformes; Xenocyprididae. The transcript has 7 exons. Bases 281 to 1537 code for a protein of 418 amino acids. The record is from RefSeq and is a predicted model, not a curated record.
UCUUCCUUUACUCCUCACGCCACUGGCAAAUGUCAGAACUUGUGUCUUUUAGACAAGGCAAAGCAAGAAUAACGCAGUUUGUUUUUUUCUGUUUGUUUUUCACACGUUUUGCAGCUUCAGCGUCGAUCAUCACAUUAGCAAGAACGACGUAAGCGUUGUUAAUGUUUUUGACUGAUUCUUCAAAUCAGUACUACUAGGUUACUUUCGAUUUCAUUAAACAAAAAUGGUACCGAUAUAAACAUUGGACAGUAUCUGGACUUAAGGAAAAGUGGUGAAAAUAAUGCUCUGCAUUUAUCUCGCACUGUGUGUUUUGCUCCUGCAUGGUGUUUUUGCUGCUGAAACAGACAGAGUGUCAGUGUCUGUGAAUGAGGGAGAUUCAGUCACUCUAAACACUGAUGUUAAAAUAAACCAAAGAGACAGAAUCAAAUGGUUUUUUAAUAACACUCGUAUAGCUCAAAUCAUUGGAGAUAUUAGUAUCUGUACAGAUGUUCAGUGUAAUAAUGAAGGUACCGAGAGAUUCAGAGACAGACUGAAGCUGGAUCAUCAGACUGGAUCUCUGACCAUCAUGAACACCAGAAACACUGACUCUGGAGAUUAUGAACUACAGAUAACCAGCAGCAUCAGCAAUACCGACAGCCUUAAGAUCUUCAGUGUUACUGUUAGUGGAGCUUCAGUAUCAGUGAUGGAGGGAGAUUCAGUCACUCUACACACUGGUGUUACAACAAACCAACAAGACAGAAUUAUGUGGUAUUUCAAUCACACUCGUAUCGCUCAAAUCAUUGGAGAUCUCAGUAAGAUCUGUACAGAUGUUCAGUGUAAUGAAGGUACUGAGAGAUUCAGAGACAGACUGGAGCUGGAUCAUCAGACUGGAUCUCUGACCAUCAUGAACAUCACAAACACCGAUGCUGCGGUUUAUCAUCUAGAGAUCACCAGCCGCAACAGUGAAAAGACCUUCAAUGUAGCUGUUCAUGGUGCUUCUUCUGCUGAACGAGAUGAAGUGAAGACGGUGAAGGAGGGAGAAUCUGUCACUUUAGAUCGUGGUGUAAUGAAAAUCCCAAAUUAUGUGAUCACAUGGUAUUUUAAAGACACUCUCAUCGCUGAAACCACUGAAGAUCAGAGUAAGAUCUGUACAGAUGUUCAGUGUAAUGAUGAUACCGAGAAAUUCAGAGACAGACUGAAGCUGGAUCAUCAGACUGGAUCUCUGACCAUCACAAACAUCAGAAUCACAGAUGAAGGACUCUAUAAACUACAGAUCAGCAGCAGCAGCAGCAGCUUCAGUAUUAGAAGGUUUAAGAGCUUCAGUGUUUCUGUUACAGAUUCAGGUCUGUCUUCAGCUGCUGUAGUAGGAAUAGUUGUUGUUCUUCUGGUGGCUGCUGCUGUAACUGCUGGUGUGAUUUACUGCCGCGAGCGUAAAAGAAGCAACAGGGGGCCGGAAAAUCACAUCCAGGAGAAUGGUGAAUACUCACCUGUUAGUCAGAAUGGGGAUCCUGCUAACAGAACAUCCCAUAAUUUGACUGAGAUUGCUUUUAAGACAUGAAUGUAACAUUUAUUAUUAUUUUGUUACAUUUAUUUAAUGGGUCACUGAAGAGAAGAUGGGUUCUGAGAGGAGGAUCAAACUGCCUGAAACACUCAUGUUAGCCUUAUUAUUUUCAAAAAAGACAGUUAAGCAUUAAACCAGCAAUAAAGUUUUAAGAAAAGCAGCACUUUACCAGCAAUAGAACAGCAAGGCCUAGUUUCAUUGACGGGGCUUGGAUAAAGCCAGGAUUAGACCUUAAUUCAACUUUUAUAAAUGUGCCUUUAGUAAAAAAAACAAAACAAAACAAAAAAAAAAAAACAGGUGUGCAUCUCGAGAUGAAAACAUAUUUGCACUGACAUAUUUUAAGAUAUUUCAGUGCAAGAUGCUUUCAGUUAAAACAGAAACAUGAAUUUUAGUCCGAGACUAGCUUAAGCCUUGUCUGUGAAACCGGGGGAUAGUGUUUGAUGCGUUCCAGUUUGUAGAGAUUUAUUUAAGCUGCUGAAGUGAUCCAGACAGGAACAGUGAGAAAUGUUUUUUUUUUCCCCAUUUGCACUGAUCUGUUUUGACACAUUGGUUAUUUUGUCCCGUCUGUGUACACACUCUUGUAACUGACUGUUCUACCUUUCCAAGAUGGCCAUCAUAAUCAAGCAGUGAAUUAGACUACUAGUAUAGCCACAGAUGAUCUUGUACUGUAAGACACAAGUGCUCUUCACAAAUACUGUUGAGUCUGAAACAAACGACAUGCACAUUUGAUUUUUUUUUUUUUUUAUCAUAAUCUUCAGAUGUUUAUCACUGUUGAAAUGUGCACAAAUGAAACCUUGUUUAUUUGUACUUUUAAGUGAAUCACAAUAGAGUUACAAUGUCUUGCUUAACAUUGUAUUUGUGAUAUUAGCUGUGUAAAUAAUUUUUGCAUUUCAUGUGAGGAGGAAGAAUAUUAUAAUAGAAUGUAGGGGUGUACCGAUUUAUCGCAGUACGAUAUUUCGCAAUGCAAAAAUAUUACGAUAUGCAUCGUAGAGUGAUGGCGAUGCUUUUACGAUAUGACGGCAGUCUAAUCUUAUUGGUUGAGAUGCCAACGUGACCUACUCUGCAAGGUGGGAGUGAGAGAAACCGGUUGUCACCGCAUAUAAAUGGUGUGUCUCAAUCAGCUCUCUAGUUCAGUAAGUGUUUCGGGCACACAUUGAAUCUUGCAAGCAGGUUUAAACGUUUCUCGCGUCAGUCUCUUGCUUGGUCGCGUGAGAAAAGUUGUGGCUUUCCUUUACCGCAGUGCCACAGCAACAGCUGUGCUCACAGAAAAGCAAAAGAUGCUUGCGAUGCUUUGCUUUAAGAAGUUCCGCGGGGCCGUUCACAUAUUGCGUCUUUUCCGCAUGCAAGUCAGUUAUUUCAAAUGUAGCCGGGCGGCAGGCGCGCUCAUAAUGGGAUCAACGCGGUCGCGACGCGCAUCCGGUGCGUUUUCCAGGCGCAUCGAGAUGAACAAUUCUCAACUUUUCAGAAUGCCACAAGCGCACCGCAGGUCGUGUGACAAGAAUCAACCGAUCAGCUAUGGCCUUUCCUAACAAAACAUCAAAAGCUCAGCCGAACAGCUGAUCAUAGCUGUACAGGGUGGUUUUUAUAUAUUAUCUCCAUAAAUAUAUCUAGUAGUAAAGCUAAUGCAAGGGCUAGAAAUCAUUUAUCCUUUGCAGAAACUUCCUGAUCCUCUUCGAGAGUGCAGUUCAUGGUUGCAUAGCAACGACCGAUACCAAUGGAGUGCUUUGGAAAGAAGGAGAAGCGGUGCGGUCGCGCCUUCCACGCGUUUUUAGACGCGAUAUGUGAACGGCCCCUAUUCAUAAUUCUA